AUGAUUCCGGCAUCUCUAUUUUAAAGAAACAAAAAGGAUAUAAAAAAGCAAGUCUCCGAGAGUGAUGAAGAUGAAACUCCUAUGAGGAGAAAGAAUAAACUCAAUUUUUAAAAUCUCUAGUUGGUUGAUUUCAAUGAGAUAGCAGAUUAAGAAGAAUUGGAAGCAGCUAAAGAAGAAGUUUAAUCAAGUAUUUGGAAUCCAUUCUAUAAGAUCGAUUUAAAAACAAUAGCAUAAGAGAAGAAGAAGAAUCAGAUCAAAGCGAAUCAACUUCAAGAAAAAAAUCUAUUAAAUAACUCCGCUUACCUCGAUUGAGUGACAAGAGACAACUAAACACUUCAGAACAGAUGGAUUAAGUCAAAGAAAAUUAAUAAAGCUAAGAAGAACCAAUGGCUGAACCCAUGGCUGAAUUUGCCAAAACUCCUUCUCCAAAUAGAGCUUCGAGCAGAUCUCCGAAUCAGCAAAGUCAAAAACAGCCAACAGUUCAAAAUCAAGAGGGUAUUGUGGUAUUUUGAUCAUUAGACAGUAGCUCUGAAUUCGAUAUAUUUAGCCCAGAUAAAUCUAUGGAAAAGGAAUAGGCUCCAAGAAACAUUGAGUUAGAUGAAAAGUUAAGCAAACUCACUCAAGAAGCCAACGCGAUCGAAAGAAUAUUACCCAAUUGCAUCAUUAAUCCAUAUGGGAGGUUUAAAUCUACUUGGAGUGGAAUAAUGAUUCUACUUCUCGUUUAUGUGUAAUUAAUUUAUUAACUAACCAAUUAGAGUUUUAAUCUUACCAGUUCGUUUGGCGUUUGAAACAAACACUCAAGAAUUGCUGGGACUGGAUUUGACAAUAGAUUGUAUCUUUUUCUUUGAUAUGGUUUUUACAUUUUUCACAGCCUACGAAGAUGAAAGAGGUAUUGUGAUUGUUGAAUUCAAAAAAAUUGCCAUCAAUUAUUUGAAAGGUUGGUUCUGGAUUGAUCUUGUUUCAACUUUCCCUUUGUACUUGAUAUUGGAUCCCUCAGUACUCCCAGGAGCUUCGAGUGUUAAUGGACUGCUGAGACUGGCAAGAUUACCAAGGAUAUAUAAAUUGGUUGGAGUUUUGAGAGUAGGUAAUCUAAUAAAACAUCAAACAAUACAAAAAUUGUUUUUCUUCUUAAAACUAAACAAGGAAUAUAGUUUAAUUUUGAAAUUCAUAAUUUUAACCUUUAUCGUUAUACAUUUAGCUGGAUGUUUUUGGUAUUUCAUUGGCACCAUAAGUCCUGAUCCAAAUGACAAUUGGAUUGUUGUAUAUAUACCAGAUGGCACCUCAGCAGUAGAAUAAUAUAUAGCGAGUGUUUAUUUUGUAUUGACUAUUUUGGUUACCGUUGGAUAUGGUAACAUUUUGCCAGUAAACAACAUGGAAUAUGUGGUGGGAAUCAUCUUUCAAUUCCUGGGAGUAGCCUUCUUUGCUUACGUCAUGGGUACAUUGACAUUUACAUUUGCCAAACUCUCCUAAAAAUUAACCAUGAUUAAGGAACGGGAAAUAUUUUUUAAUGAACUGGCUCACACUUAUCAACUGCCCAAAGAAACACACGAAAGAUUGUUGAUGUCCAUUUAAAACUCUAUUUUUUCUCAUUCAAACUAAAUGCUAGAAUUUUAUAAUGAAGAAGACAUCAUACAAGAAUUGCCACCUUUGGUUUAAGGAUUAGUGUGUGAGUUUAUAUUUAAGGACAUUAUUGAAAAAAUUAGAUUCCUUUAAAAUAAACCAAGGGGUUUCUUAAGAAGAUUGUUUCGAUCGAUGGUUCCAGUAUUUUUAAAUAAAGGAGAUGCCAUUUUCUUUAGAGGAGAACCUGCAGAUUUUGUUUACUUUGUUAUCUAGGGUAGAUUGGCUACAAAAUGUGAGGAUCAGAAUGGAAAAAUUAGAACUCUAAUUCACGUUGAGGGAUCAUAUUUUGGAGAAGUAGAUAUCUUAGUAUCUAGAGCAAGAGGAGAAUCUGCAAUCGCAGAAUCAUAGGCAGAAGUGUGGAAGAUCAGCAAGGAAGCUUUCCUUAGGAUUCUUAAUGAUUAUGAAGAUGUGAAGAUGGAGAUUUUAGACUAUGCUGUUAAGAAGGAGAAGAGUAGGAAGAGCACAGUUAAAAUAGUGAAGAAUGCUCAGUUUUUUGAGUUGAUAGCUAAAUCAAAGAAGGAUUAGAUUUGUUUGAAUAAGGCGUAAUUAAUCUUGAAGGUCAAGGAGAAAAUGAUUAAUUCUUUGAAUGAGAUAGUAAAAAAUAAAACGGAAAAUGGAAAGGAGUUGUUUCCAAAUCUCUCUGAUUUAGAUCUCUUUUUGGAUAAAGUUAGCGAAUACAACAAAGUAUAUAUUUUAUCAAGUACGCAUUUAGAUUAAAAAGAAGUUACAAAUAACAGAUCAAGAUUUGACUUCACUUUAACAUCUAAGAAGCACAAAUUAUACGGAUCCAGAAAUCGAAGAUUCUCUAUUAAAAGGGAUGAGAGUCUAAUCUCAUCUCUAAUCAAUUUAAGAAUAUUUGUGA
This is a messenger RNA of Paramecium octaurelia, 2482 nucleotides long. Lineage: Eukaryota; Ciliophora; Oligohymenophorea; Peniculida; Parameciidae. The record is from the annotation of a GenBank genome assembly.